AUGUCUGUUUUGACGUGGCCAGAGGACGCGUUGGACGUGGGAGGCUAUGACUCAUGGUAUUACAUGGUAGACAGUGGGAGAACCAGGAGGCCAUCUUCCUCACUUCAUUCAAAUUCCAUAAACGGAGAGGACUCGAGCCUCAAGUGCUACGUCUGUCGACCGACCUGGAACAACAAAGACACAGCGGAUCGUACCCGAGCGCAGGCGAUCGACAACCUCAUCACGAGUGAGUUCAAGAACUUGGCAAACAUUACACAAUGCAAGGACAUAAAAGACCUGUCGAAUGAAGAAAACGCAAAGCAGACAUGUCCCGACGGAAACAACGUUGCCUGCGCCAAGGAGUAUAACGGUGACUGGAUGGCGAGAUACUGCCAGAAGGACUUUAAUGACGACGAAGAUUGCUCUACGGACGAAGGAUUGACCAAAUGCUUCUGCACCGACCACUACUGCAACCUGGCCUCCUUGUCGCUGAUCAAUCCAUUCCUACUGCCUUUCAUUGUUCUCCUCCGGCUGGCAACUCGAUUCCUAUAGACAGGUGUGAUGAAGGAGAAUAUGAAACUUUCGAUUAUCAUGUGGGAAACACCUGCCGCUGUGUGAGGAAUCGAUCACCAAUAUCAAUACUUCUGGUUGGGCUAAUAUUUCAAAAACUAUUUUGACGGGUACACUUCUAUAACAGUCGUUCUCUGGUAUCUUUAUGAUUGAUCUAUUCAUGAAACUCAUUUUUAUCGUAUACAGAUCAAGAAGCCAGCAGAACCCCGUCAGUAAUAUUUUAUUAGCCGAUACAGGAAUGUGAAAAACUAUUCCAAAAAUGUUGUCCAUAAUUUCACAAUUUAUAAAGCUCGCACACAUACACACACAUACACACUCUCCCUCUACCCCCUCUCUCCCACCCCUUUCUCUCUCUCUCCCGCCAACUCCCUUUUCCUUUUCAAGGAUGAAAUAAUUCUCUUUGUGAACACUUUAGUCUUCACAAUAGAAAGUGAACGAAGUCCAAGAAAAACCAUUGCUGGAGCUUUGUCUCCUUUCGUAAAUCAUAUGAACAUGCACUGAAGUUACAAGAAAAUCACUCCACAUAUCUGGAAAAUUAUGCAAAAAAAAAGUUCCCACUUUCCUCACUCUUUGGUAGCGGACUCGGCCAGAGUGAGUGACCUAUCAAUAGCCAGUCCUGAAGCCGAAGUGUCCAUCUGAGAUGAUUAAGCUGUCUUUCGACCUCAUGAUUUAACCUGUGCAGUGCAUGAAAUAAAGUUGAACUUGAGAUAGCUUCCAGUACAGAUAAGGCCGGAGACCUUCUGUUGUAUUCUAGAUAUGGAAAAUGCAAAAAGCAGGAAUGUCCCAUUCCCAUGUCGUGGCGAG
Darwinula stevensoni is the source of this 1353-nucleotide messenger RNA. NCBI's taxonomy places the organism in Eukaryota, Metazoa, Arthropoda, Ostracoda, Podocopida, Darwinulidae. The record is from the annotation of a GenBank genome assembly.